Entrophospora sp. SA101 is the source of this 135-nucleotide messenger RNA. Lineage: Eukaryota; Fungi; Glomeromycota; Glomeromycetes; Entrophosporales; Entrophosporaceae. The record is from the annotation of a GenBank genome assembly.
AUGAAGGAAGCAUGGCUUUGUCAUAUACCUUUAGGGUAUAGCUCUUUGCAUAAGCUUAGUGAAGAUCCCAAUCCUAUUCUUGAAGGUGAUAAUGGUGACAUUAAAGAAUCUGCAGAUGACAUUUUAGCCCCAUGA